AUGAAUAAACUCAUGCUGGCAGAUGAAAUAGCUAUGUUGUUUUCUAACAUCCUGCGUAAAGGAUUGAAGGAGUUACAUAAAGUGAUUUUCAUCGUGCAUUGGAUAAUUCUGUGCGAAAGGGUGGAAAACUCGGGAAACAAGUUAGCCAGAAAGUGCAUCAUCCUGCACACUGAUGUAAAGGAACCGCGUCUUAAGCAGGAUCUGAAGGAUUUGAGUGUUUUGAUAGAAGCUUUACCGUUGAGAUUCACCAUAGCAGGAUUUUACAAAAUCAACAAACAGCUAAUACCAAGCCUUCUGGGCGGCAUCACUUCUUAUUUAAUCAUAUUGAUACAGUUCAGAUUUCAGGGCAACUGUCAAUAA
This is a messenger RNA of Phyllotreta striolata, 360 nucleotides long. The record is from the annotation of a GenBank genome assembly. NCBI's taxonomy places the organism in Eukaryota, Metazoa, Arthropoda, Insecta, Coleoptera, Chrysomelidae.